Messenger RNA from Pygocentrus nattereri (red-bellied piranha), 3633 nucleotides. RefSeq names its product dimethylglycine dehydrogenase (gene dmgdh). Gene Ontology annotation, molecular function: oxidoreductase activity; protein binding. The coding region runs from base 700 to 3315 and encodes 871 amino acids. Gene Ontology annotation, cellular component: mitochondrion. The transcript is spliced from 16 exons. The record is from RefSeq and is a predicted model, not a curated record. NCBI's taxonomy places the organism in Eukaryota, Metazoa, Chordata, Actinopteri, Characiformes, Serrasalmidae.
AACAACAAUGUCUUAUUUAUUUAUUUGCUUAUUUGUUUGCUUGUUUGUUUGUCUGCCCAAGCCGGACAGUAUGUACAAACUAAACAACACUGUAAACUUUACCCUUCCAGAAAGGGAUUGGACAGGGUUUAUUACGUGCCACAGUAAUGCUAGGCUGAAAUAAGUGACAAAUGUCUCUUUUUCUUUCUUAUUUUUUUGGAUUUGUUUCAUUUUAAGGUGAAGAGUAUGCUGGGAAAGAGUACAAUAUGGUGUGAAAAUGCAGCCAGAUAAACAGUAAAUGAUAAAAAAAAUAAUAAAGAAUGAAAUGAAACACAAGCAGAAGAAAUUUCGGAGUUAAACUGAGCUCACCUGCUCUGGAAAGGGUCUCUGACUAACUGGGUCACGGGCGCUUAAUAGUUAACUCUUUUGGAUCAGAGACCGCGCUUGUUUUGCGUGAAGCCCGAAUGCAGGCGUUGUUUUUCUUUCACACCCGUAUUCGGGGGAAGCCCCGCCUCCUUCGCUGGGCUUGGGUUGGGUUUAACCUGCUAGCCAAUCGGAGCGCACCAGCCUGGAGAUGACUAGCCAGUCAGAGUGCAAGAGGCGGAGCUUUGCGGAAUACGGGUGGGAGAAAAAAACACGCCGCAUGCGGGGAGGCGUGUCUGCAGCUCAGGCGUGAAGUCGUGUCUGGAGGUUGAGGAGCACCAAGCAGAGCGGAAGAUCAUGUCUAGACUUUUAAACACAGCUAAUACGAGGUUAAGACGGGAUGUUUCCUUCUGCAGGAGACUGAGGAGCGUAGCAGAGCGGACCAUAAGCAGCUCGUUGAGGAGGCAAGCUGAGGAGAGGGAUGGACAUGUGGGAGUGCUGGGGAAGAGGCUGCAGGACACGGCAGAGACCCUGAUCAUUGGUGGAGGAUGUGUGGGUGUCAGUCUGGCCUACCACCUGGCCAAAGCCGGCCAGAAGGACGUGGUGCUGCUGGAGAAGUCCGAGCUGACUGCUGGAUCCACCUGGCAUGCUGCUGGACUGACCACAUACUACCACCCAGGGAUCAAUCUGAAGAAGAUUCACUAUCACAGCAUUAAGCUAUAUGAGCAGCUGGAGGCAGAGACCGGCCAGGCGGUGGGCUUCCAUCAGCCGGGCAGCGUCAGGAUUGCCUCGACCCCGGCCAGAGUGGACGAGAUGAAGUACCAGAUGACCAGAACUCACUGGCACCCCACUCCACAGUUCCUCAUCGGACCAAAGAAAGUCCACGAGCUCUUCCCUCUGCUCAACAUGGACAAGGUGCUGGCAGGGCUCUAUACUCCCGGCGAUGGCCACAUCGAUCCCUACUCUCUCACCAUGGCACUUGCAGCUGGUGCCCGAAUGUACGGUGCUCAGAUCUACAGCUCCGCCCCUGUCACAGGCCUGUCCCCCACUCUUGAUGGGAGGUGGGACGUCCAGACACCCCAUGGGACCAUCCAAGCCAACCGCAUCGUCAAUGCCACAGGUUUCUGGGCCCGGGAGCUGGGCCAGAUGAUUGGCUUUGAGCACCCCACUAUCCCUGUCCAUCACCAGUAUGUGGUCACAGCGACGGUUCCUGAGGUCAAGGCCCUGAAGAAGGAGCUGCCGGUCAUUCGGGACCUGGAGGGCUCAUACUACCUGAGGCAGGAGCGGGACGGCCUGCUGUUCGGCCCCUAUGAGAGGGAGGAGAAGAUGGUACUGCAGGACUCAUGGGUCAGAGAUGGAGUUCCUCCAGGUUUCGGAAAGGAGCUGUUUGAGUCUGAUCUGGACCGUAUAAUGGACCACGUGGAAAUGGCUAUGGAGAUGGUACCAGUCCUCAAGCAUGCUGACAUCAUUAAUAUUGUAUCUGGGCCGAUCACAUACACCCCAGACCUGCUGCCCAUGAUUGGGCCGCACCAGGGGGUCCGCAACUACUGGACUGCUAUCGGCUUUGGGUAUGGCGUAAUUCACGCUGGUGGUGUUGGGAAGUUCCUCAGUGACUGGAUCAUGAGCGGUGAGCCUCCUUAUGAUCUGAUUGAAUGCGACCCAAACCGCUAUGGGAAGUGGACCACUGUGCCAUUCUUGUGUGCCAAAGCCAGAGAGUCGUACGGCUUUAACAACGUGGUGGGUUAUCCUAAAGAGGAGCGAUUUGCUGGUCGCCCCACUAGCAGAGUGAGUGCACUUUAUGAUCUGCUGAAGGACAAAUGCUCCAUGGGCUUCCAUGCAGGCUGGGAACAGCCACACUACUUCUACAAGCCAGGAGACGAUGUGGGCUACAGGCCCAGUUUUACAAGGACAAACUGGUUUGGACCGGUGGGGCGUGAGUGCAAACUUGUGAUGGAGAAAGUGGGGGUCAUUGAUCUUUCACCUUUUGGCAAGUUCAUAGUCAAAGGGAAAGACUCGCACAAGCUGCUGGACCGACUGUUUGCCAACACCAUGCCAAAGGUGGGCCUGACCAACAUCAGUCACAUGUUGACGCCGAGAGGGCGCGUCUAUGCUGAGGUCACCAUUACCCAGCUUGCACCUGGAGAAUUCAUGCUCAUCACUGGCUCAGGAUCAGAGCUGCAUGACCUCAGAUGGAUAGAGAGGGAGGCAGCAGAUGGCAGCUAUGAGGUGGACAUCACUAACAUAACUGACAGUAUUGGAGUGUUGGGGGUGGCCGGGCCGAACUCUCGUAAAGUCCUGCAAAAGCUGACCAGCGAGGACCUGAGUGACGCCGCAUUUAAGUUCCUUCACUGUAAAUCCAUUCAGCUGGCCGGCGUCCACCUGCGGGCCAUACGCAUAUCCUACACAGGGGAGCUGGGCUGGGAGCUGUACGUGGACAUGCCGAAGAUGGCUGAAGUUUACCAGGCCAUAAUGGAGGCCGGUCAGGAAGAGGGCAUCGAUAACUUCGGCACUUACGCCAUGGCUUCGCUCAGGCUGGAGAAAGGCUUCCGAGGCUGGGGGGCCGAGAUGAAUUGUGAUACAAAUCCUCUGGAAGCUGGUCUGGAUUACUUCAUCAAACUCAACAAGCCUGCAGAUUUCAUUGGGAAGAAGGCGCUACAUGAGAUCAAGGCCCAGGGACUAGUGAGGAAGCUGGCGUAUCUCACCCUGGACACAGACAAUAUCGACCCUGAGGGCAAUGAGACCAUCUGGCAUGAAGGAAAGGUCGUCGGCAACACAACCUCUGGAGCGUACAGCUACUCGACUCAGCAGAGCCUGGCCUUCGGCUACUUGCCCAUCCAGCUGGCCACCGUUGGUCAGAAGGUAGAGGUGGAGCUGCUGGGAAGAAAAUAUCCUGCCACAGUGGUCCAGGAGCCUUUGGUCCUCACUGAACCCACUAGGACCCGCCUGCAGAAGAAGGCCAAAAGCAGACCGUGAAACAGGAAUGCUGAUUUGGAUGAACUGGAUCUCAUAGAAGUGGCUGGUCAGUUAAGAGGAGAUGUUGUGUUUGAGAGAGCUUGUGUAUGGCAUUAAUAGUGAAUGACUAUUUUGUAUUAAAAAAAAAAAAACAUAUUUUCUUCAGCUGUAGUGUUCACCCUUAAAAACGUGCUUUCCUAAACUAACAAUAAUUCGAAGAAAAUGCGUAUUCUUGAAAACAUUGUUCUUUAAUGGCUCGUUAAAGCCUCACACUUGUCUUGAGCUGUAAGAGUUGACAGUAUUUGAUCUAAAUCCGUUAUAAAACACACACACUGCCUC